Molecule: messenger RNA, 921 nt
Organism: Ananas comosus (pineapple)
Lineage: Eukaryota; Viridiplantae; Streptophyta; Magnoliopsida; Poales; Bromeliaceae
Product: vegetative cell wall protein gp1-like
Exons: 1
Coding region: 1-921 (306 amino acids)
Source: RefSeq, a predicted model, not a curated record
AUGCAAACCCUAACCCUAGCCCCAGCUGCGCCCCCAGCCACCUCCAUCUCCCUUCCCUGCCCUCGCCGCCAGCACCCCAGCCGCCGGCGCGCGCCUCCAACCGCCGGAGUCAGCUACAUUGUCUUCUCUCUCCAUCUUCUCAGCCAUACCUCCACCACUUUUAACCGUAGACCACCCAGGGCAUUCCUCUCCCUCUGGCCCCUCUCCGGCGUCACCCUUGAUCCUCAACGACAGUCCCCGCCGGUCGCCGUUGUCCCUACGAGCCGCGGCUGCCGCCUCCUUAGCUUGCGGCCACUCCAGGUCAGCCCGGGCCGAGGAGCUUCAGCUCCCUUCUUGCGCCGCUGCCGCCGCCGCCACCUUGGGUCGGCCGAGCCGCCCUCCCCCGGAGCCCUGGCGACCUCCCCCGUUGCCUGCCGCCGUCGCCGAGCGCCACCGUCGCGUUGCUGCCGCCCUGCGAGCUCCCUGGGAGAGCUCGGGCCGAGCUGGGCUUGCCGCCAUCCCUUCACACAAUCGCGGCUUGGAGCCACACCGACGAUGACUCCCGCGACCCUCCGGCACCCUAGACCCCGGCCGAAGCGGUCACCGCCGCCGCCGCACGCCUUGGGAGCCGCUGCGGCGACCCUCAAUCCGAGUCGAGCUCGGGUGGCCGCACCCGAGCUGCGGGCCGCCGCCGCCGUUGCCCGCCACCUCCCUCCUCCUCCUACCCCGGGAGGGCCCUCGCCGCUGAUCGGUGUCGCCCCGAGGUUGCCGUCGCCGGAGAAGCCGAGCCCGAGCUCCUCUCUCCUCGUGCGGGCUAGGGCAUCGCAACAUGCUUCUCCGGCUGCCUCCCGCCGGCAUCUAGUGUUAGCAGCGACCUCCCCCCACCGGCCGCACUUUCCUGCUGCCGGCGCUCCCACCGCAGAGUCCGGUAAGCUUAGUUAA